CCAGGCUGAGGCGCGCGCGGUGACGAUCAGACCGUAGUCGGCUCCUGGUUCGGCCAUAGCGGAAGUGCGGAGCCGCGCGGCUCUCAGGGGCGCCGAGCUGCAGCGGGCGGGAGAUGGAGGGGAGCCAGGCGGCGACGGGGACCGAUGGUGUCCGCGAGCGGGGAGGCUCGGGCGGAGCGGGAAGGAGGGAGCAGAACCGAGAUGAGCGACCUCAGUCCGGGACGAACGGGCUCCCGAAACACUCCUACUGGCUGGAUCUCUGGCUCUUCCUCCUUUUCGACCUGGUGUUGUUCAUCUUCGUGUACCUCUUGCCCUGACUGCUUCACUGAGACAUCAAGAAUGUGGCCUCUGGAGCGAGUCCUGAAUACUACAGACUUCUUGAAUAAAGAGAAUUUCCAGCUGCCGAAUUCCAGACCUCUAACCUCUCCUUAAGCCUUGACCUCCCUAAAAUAGCACCAUGCCUUUUGAGCAUGUAUUUAAUGCUUGAAUUAAUAUGAUUGUAACUAAAUGAUAUAUAAUAUAUAUAUUUUAAUAAUGCCUGUAACUUAAGUACUUAAGGGAAAUUUAUGUGGAAUUUACUCAUCCAGCAGGUAUUUGGGCCCCUCAUUAUUAACUAGGCAUCAUUUUGGACACAUCAGUAAAUAACAACAAAAAGAAUUACCUUUGUGAAGCUUACUUUUUGAACAUUGUUUUUAAAAUAUGCUAUUUAAAAAUAUUUAUCGUCUAUUGUUGGAUAGGUAGCAUUUAUUCAGAAAGGCAGCAGUCCCAAAGCAGCCACUCCAAGUACUUCGGAAGCUGUUCCUUUUCGUCCUAAGCCUUGGGUAAUAAGAAAUUGGUUACUGUUGGCUUUAAUGCUAUUUAGUAUAUGAGAACUGCCUAAAACAUUUGGGAGUGGGGGGGCUUCUCCCUUAUAUUUAAGUUGUAAUAUUUGGUAAACUUUUAACUGUUAUGUCUUCAGGAUAUUGUUGCAUUUGUCUGGGUAAUUUUUUGUAAUUGUAAUUUGUAGUUGAAGCAUCUAUAUUAGAACACAGGACUGGGACAGGCACUGAGCUUACCAGACUGUGUGAUCCAGUUUGUACUGCAUACUAAUUUUCUCUAAUAAAUGUUUAGUUAUAUUGCUGAACUUAA
Molecule: messenger RNA, 1128 nt
Organism: Peromyscus maniculatus bairdii (prairie deer mouse)
Lineage: Eukaryota; Metazoa; Chordata; Mammalia; Rodentia; Cricetidae
Gene: Arln
Product: allregulin
Source: RefSeq, a predicted model, not a curated record